Molecule: messenger RNA, 1161 nt
Organism: Calliphora vicina (urban bluebottle blowfly)
Lineage: Eukaryota; Metazoa; Arthropoda; Insecta; Diptera; Calliphoridae
Gene: nudC
Product: nuclear distribution C, dynein complex regulator
Exons: 6
Coding region: 163-1158 (331 amino acids)
Biological process (GO): protein folding
Cellular component (GO): cytoplasm
Source: RefSeq, a predicted model, not a curated record
UUUGUCAAGCAGAUGACAAAACGAAAAAACAUUUUUUUUGCACGUUUCUUUGUCCAAUACCGGUGUGAGAAUCAUAGAAAGCGUUUCGAUUUAACAACAAUUUCUAGAAAAAUCUUAACAAUUUAUUAAACAUAUUUAAAGAUUAGUUAAAACAUAAUCAACAUGUCCAGCCAAGAGGAACAAUACGAUAAUAUUUUAUUGGCCAUGGCCCAAAAACAUCCAGGUGGUAUGCCCGAUUUUCUAAAAACUUUUGCUGGUUUCUUAAGGCGUAGAAGUGAUUUCUAUGUGGGCGAUUGGGAAAAACUUAUCAUGGAUAUUUUGCGUAAAGAGGCAGAUGUUGCUAUGGGCGAACACAAGGAAAAAAUGAAAAAGCAGGAGCAAGCCCAAAAACUUAAAGAUGAAAAAGAACAACAACAAAGAGCUGCCCGUGAAAAAGAAAUGUCGGAAAGUAAAAUUUGUGAUAUUACGGAUGAGGAGGCUGCUGAAAUUAUCAAGGAGGAAGAGAACAAAAAACGUCAGAAACUUUUGAGUGAAGCCACUGCUGCGGAUGGUACUGCUCCGGUGUCAGUUGAGGAGCAGAAAUCGCAGCCUAUCGAUAAAGUAGAAGAUGAAUCUGAAAAGAGUGAGGUGGGUAAAUUGUUACCAAAUUCCGGUAACGGUUGUACGCUCGACAAAUACAUGUGGACACAAACAUUGGGUGAAGUUGAGAUUAAAAUUCCAUUUACUGUAACAUUCAAUUUGAGAGCUCGUGACUUGGUGGUGGACAUACAAAAGAAAACACUUAAGGUGGGCCUUAAAGGUCAAGAGCCCAUUAUCAAUGGUCAAUUGUGUGCCGAUGUUAAGGUGGAGGAAUGUCUGUGGGUAUUGCAAGACAGUAAAACUGUACAAAUUACCUUGGAAAAGAUAAAUAAAAUGAAUUGGUGGAAUCGUUUGGUUAUGACUGAUCCAGAAAUUUCUACACGCAAAAUCAAUCCAGAGCCCUCAAAACUCUCCGAUCUACAAGGUGAAACCAGAGGUUUGGUGGAGAAAAUGAUGUAUGAUCAGCGUCAAAAGGAAAUGGGUCUGCCCUCCAGUGACGAUCAAAAGAAACAGGAUAUUUUGGAAAAAUUCAAACAACAACAUCCUGAAUUGGAUUUCUCUAAAUGUAAAUUUAAUUAGCAA